GCAAAAAUAGCCAAUUAGUGACUUUGCAGAUUCAUUAUUUAAAGACAGAUGGAGGGCAACUGACACAAAACUCUCCAGCUGACUGAAGAGGAGUAGUCUUGGGGAUCUCCAAAGUCACUCUACCAACAGAAUGAAAUACGCACAGUACCUUUUUCUGGCCUCGCUGCUCUCCACUGUUGAACAUAGCCUAGCUCAGACCUGUGCAGUGGAGUCUUUCUCUGUGAAAGACAACUUUGACCCAAAACGGUAUGCAGGGAAAUGGUAUGCCCUGGCCAAGAAGGAUCCAGAAGGCCUUUUCCUUCAGGACAACAUCUCUGCUGAAUACACUGUGGAGGAAGAUGGCACAAUGACAGCAUCUUCCAAAGGCCGAGUGAAGCUUUUUGGGUUCUGGGUGAUCUGUGCUGAUAUGGCUGCUCAGUAUACAGUACCUGACCCAACAACUCCAGCAAAAAUGUACAUGACCUACCAGGGCCUGGCCAGCUACCUCUCCAGCGGUGGGGACAACUACUGGGUGAUUGACACCGACUAUGACAACUAUGCCAUCACCUAUGCCUGCCGCAGUCUAAAGGAGGACGGCUCCUGUGAUGAUGGCUACUCCCUGAUCUUCUCACGCAAUCCCCGUGGCCUGCCCCCAGCCAUUCAGCGCAUUGUGCGUCAGAAGCAGGAGGAAAUCUGCAUGUCUGGCCAGUUCCAGCCCGUGCUCCAGUCAGGGGCCUGCUAGAAGUACAGUUCUGAUCAGAUCCUUAAGCACAGAAACCAGACCUCUCGGUCUUGAAGUUGCCACUCAGUUAAUAAAAAAUGAUAGUGUGAACUAGUGUGUUUUUCCCCAAAA
Dryobates pubescens (Downy woodpecker) is the source of this 832-nucleotide messenger RNA. Its product is annotated as purpurin. NCBI's taxonomy places the organism in Eukaryota, Metazoa, Chordata, Aves, Piciformes, Picidae. The record is from RefSeq and is a predicted model, not a curated record. The transcript is spliced from 6 exons. Bases 131 to 721 code for a protein of 196 amino acids. Gene Ontology annotation, molecular function: retinoid binding; retinol transmembrane transporter activity.